Molecule: messenger RNA, 2646 nt
Organism: Uncinocarpus reesii 1704
Lineage: Eukaryota; Fungi; Ascomycota; Eurotiomycetes; Onygenales; Onygenaceae
Exons: 4
Coding region: 1-2646 (881 amino acids)
Molecular function (GO): polygalacturonase activity
Source: RefSeq, a predicted model, not a curated record
AUGGCUAGAAAAUCCGCUAUCGGGUUUUUCAUCUUUCAACUUCUGCUUCUAUUGCUGCCCCUGACUCCUUCUAGCAAUGCGGCGCCGAUGCCGCAAGCUCAACCCCCAGCCCCAGGGGCUGAGUACUGGCUGGGAGCGAUCAAACGUCAGGGUAAAGCAGCUUUUAAUCCAGACGGAAACUACCAGGUCUUUCGGAAUGUGAAGGAAUUUGGUGCGAAAGGCGACGGCUCAACCGACGACACCGAAGCUAUCAACAGAGCCAUUUCCUCCGGUAACCGAUGCGGUUUGGGUUGUGACUCGUCGACGAUCAAGCCCGCGCUUGUCUACUUCCCUCCCGGAACCUACAUCGUCUCGAAACCCAUUGUCUCCUACUAUUACUCGCAGCUGGUUGGCGAUGCCGUGAGCCUUCCGGUCCUCAAGGCGUCGCCACAGUUUACUGGCAUUGCUGUGAUUGACGCUAACCCAUAUACCAACAAUGGCACCAACUGGUUCACAAACCAAAACAACUUCUUCCGCCAAGUUCGCAACUUUGUGAUUGAUUUGACUUCCCUGGACCGGGGUGUUGGUGCCGGUAUCCAUUGGCAAGUGGCCCAAGCAACCAGUCUACAAAACAUCCGGUUUGAGAUGGUUCGAGGUGGUGGCGAUGCGAACAAACAAUCGGGCAUCUUCAUGGAAAAUGGGUCUGGCGGUUUCAUGACCGAUCUGGUUUUCAAUGGCGGGAACUACGGCGCCUUCUUUGGCAACCAGCAGUUCACCACCCGCAAUUUGACAUUCAAUGAAUGCAAUACAGCUAUCUUUAUGGUGUGGAAUUGGGCGUGGACCUUCAAAUCUAUAAGCAUCAACAAUUGCGGUGUCGGGUUGGAUAUGUCCAACGGGGCUCCCAGCCAAACGGUCGGCUCUAUUUUAAUUUUGGACAGCAAGAUUAGCAAGACACCCAAAGUGGCGCACCGGAGACGAACGGCACUGAUCUUGGAUAACGUGGAGUUUUCUGAAACGGAAGUGGCCAUAGCAGGCUUGAAGGGGGAGAAAAUCCUCGGUGGAAAUGCGGUAGUUGAGCACUGGAUUCAAGGCAACGCUUACACCCCUAACUCUGCUCCAGGUGUUUCCAAAUUGAAGCGCAAUGGCCUUGACAGCAGCGCGAAAACGGUGACGCUUGAGAAGGUGGUCACCGUAACAGAUUGUCCUUUGCCAGAGCCGUCGGCCACCAAUUCCAGCCCUAUGAACAGCUCCCCACAAGCUCCAUCUACCGCCACCGCUUCAAGCCCUGGUACAGUUCCACCGGGACAAAGCACUAGUAUCCCAGUCCCGUCAGACUUCUCCGAAGUAGUGCCAUCACCAACUUCCGUCUCGUCGCCGGCCAUCCCUACGCCCUCACAAUCUGAAACUGAUAGUCCCACUGAGACCUGUACUAGCACGCCUGUUACGAAAAGUAGAGUCCAGACUGAAUUGCCGGGGCCUACCAAACCUGCUGUUCUCCUAGAUCAGUCCGGAAAGGUGUUUGAGCGCGCAAAACCACAGUACCAGAAUGUUCCAGCAUCUUCCUUUAUCAGCGUUAAGUCAGCUGGCGCCAAAGGCGAUGGCAAGACUGACGACACGGAAGCCAUCCAAAAAAUCUUAGACGAUGCGAAGCCUGAUCAAAUCGUGUAUUUUGAUCACGGUGCGUAUUUGAUCACAAAGACGAUCAAAGUCCCAAAGAAUAUCAAGAUCACCGGUGAAAUUUGGCCGCUGCUGAUGGCGACAGGCCCAGCGUUCUCAGAUGAGAAAAACCCCAUUCCCAUGCUUCAAGUUGGUCAGCCAGGCGACAAAGGUAACGUCGAGAUCUCUGAUAUUAUGCUUGAAACCAAAGGCCCUGCACCUGGCGCCAUUCUGGUUCAGUGGAACGUUCACGAAGAGACCCAAGGAUCCGUUGGGAUGUGGGAUGUCCAUCUCAGGGUUGGUGGUUCGGCCGGAACCGAACUCCAGAGCGACCACUGUACCAAAACACCAAACUCAACUACCACCCCUGACCCUAAAUGUUUUGGCGCUUUUAUGCUGCUCCAUCUCACGGAGUCGGCAUCUGGAUACUUUGAGAAUACUUGGUUCUGGGUGUCUGACCACGAGUUGGAUCUCCCCGACUUCAAUCAAAUCAACAUCUACAACGGAAGAGGUGUUUUGAUCGAGAGUCAGGGUCCGGUGUGGAUGUAUGGCACCGCUUCUGAGCAUAACACGCUCUACAACUACCAGUUGCACAAUGCAAAGAAUGUUUACAUGGCUUUGAUCCAAACGGAGACACCGUACUUCCAGUCGAACCCAGAUGCCCUUGUGCCAUUUGAGCCCAACCCGAAGUUCAACGACCCAACCUUUGGCGACUGCACAACUGCAGCGUGCAAAAAGGCUUGGGGUCUCAGGGCCGUGCAGUCAAGCGAUAUCUAUCUCUUUGGGGGCGGACUUUACAGCUUCUUUGAGAAUUACAACCAGGACUGCCUGGACACCGAAUCGUGCCAGCUUAACAUGGUCGAUAUCGACUGCUCCAAGGUUUACCUCUACGGCAUGAGCACAAAGGCCAGCACGAACAUGAUUACGUCCCGCGGCGAAGCGUUGGUGCUGCAGAAGGACAACAGAAAUAACUUUUGCUCCACGCUUGCAUUCUUUCAUCAAGAGCUAUAG